ACACCUCGCCAUGUUGUACGGGGAUGGCAGCUCCUCGUUCAGCUGUCACAACACAAAUCACAUUGAAAAGCAAAGUUACGAAAACUUGAGAAAUUUUAGCAAACUUACCACAAAACUAAGCCCAGUUUGAUCAGCAAAUCGUCCAGUGAGUCUAUCCCACAGCCAUGGGAAACACGGUGUCUGCCGCUGAAAAGGUUGCCUCGAACAUAGUGCCCAACACAUUGACGAAGGGCGAAGAUGCAGCACUACCGAAGGGACAUCCACCGCUUGGCGAUAAAGCAGCCAUGUCCGGUAAUCCUCCGCCCGAAUGUCCGAUGCACCAAAAACAGCAACCCAAAGAACAACCAGUGCUCGUAUCCGAGUGUCCAAUUAAGCACGAUGGAGCGGAAGUGAACCCGCUGAACAUGAUGCCACCGGCAAAUCAAAAUCCCGCCCCGGGCCAACCGUUCCCACUGCCUACCGAGCGCCAGGUGUCGUCGAUUCCGAAAGCGACCACCGACGGUAAGCAGGAGUUUUGGGUGUACCCAAGUCAGCAGAUGUUCUGGAAUGCGAUGCUGCGCAAGGGCUGGCGCUGGGAAAAGGACGAUAUAGCUCAGAAAGACAUGGACGACAUUAUAAAGAUACACAACGCCAACAAUGAGCAGGCCUGGCAGGAGGUACUUAAGUGGGAAGCGCUGCACGCCCGCGAAUGUGGCAAUCCACGGCUGAAGAGCUUCGGCGGCAAGGCAACCGAUUACAGCCCGCGGGCUAAGAUUCGCAACAUGAUGGGGUACGAGCUGCCGUUCGACCGACACGACUGGAUCAUCGAUCGCUGUGGCAAGGAUGUGCGCUACGUCAUUGACUACUAUGACGGUGGCAUGGUGGACGAGAAGUACAAAUUUGCCCUGCUGGAUGUGAGGCCCGCGAUGGAUUCGUUCGACAACGUGUGGGAUCGCAUGAAGGUGGCCUACAUGCGGUGGAAGUUCGAGCUGGAGGACAAACUGAAGGAGCUGACAAACUAAGCGAACUGGGUCGCUGGCGCCAUACGAAUUGUUUAGAGUGUACGACAGCUUCUUGAGAUACGUUUCGUGCGACUUAGGAUCAGAAAGUACCACGGUUGACGAAGGAGUACAAUUAAAUUAUCUAGACUAACUGCACUCACCAAUAACGAAAAAGUACCCUAUGUUUGCAACACUUGCGUAGAGAAUGUAACAAGUUCUCGGAAUAAAUUCUAGGCCUCGUGUUUUACCCACCUUAAA
Anopheles coluzzii is the source of this 1238-nucleotide messenger RNA. RefSeq names its product holocytochrome c-type synthase (gene Cchl). The record is from RefSeq and is a predicted model, not a curated record. NCBI's taxonomy places the organism in Eukaryota, Metazoa, Arthropoda, Insecta, Diptera, Culicidae. Gene Ontology annotation, biological process: cytochrome c-heme linkage. Bases 165 to 1001 code for a protein of 278 amino acids. Gene Ontology annotation, cellular component: mitochondrion. The transcript is spliced from 2 exons. Gene Ontology annotation, molecular function: holocytochrome-c synthase activity.